AGAACAGAUAGUAACUAAACUUUACUGAGGUGCAAAUAUUUCUCCAACAGCAUAGCAGAAAACAGCUUUCCCUGCCCUUCCUCCGCUAUAAGUGCUUCAGUAUCGGAAAUCCCUUCCUUUCCAAUCUUCCUCGAUUUUCUCAAUCCAAAACCAAAAUGACCAUCCUCUACCCCUAGUCUUCAUUUUCCGUAACCCUCCCUCCAUUUCUAGGGUUUCCGCCAUGGCUGAGUGGCAGCCCCUCCUCCAAUCCAUCUUCGUCGGCCUCAUUGUCUCUUUCCUCAUCGCCAAGCUCAUCUCCUCCGUCCUCGCCACCAAGCACGACACUCGCGCCUCCCCUCCCGAACCUCACACAACCGGUGCCGUUCCUGGACCUGGGCUUGGGACCACUUUCACAAGGUCCGAUGCUGACGAGACCGAGUCCGUAUCGGCUGAGCAGGGGAGCCCGACUCACAGUGGAGUGGGCAGCGACAGUGACGACGACGACGAUUGGGAAGGCGUGGAGAGCACGGAACUCGAUGAGGCGUUCAGUGCUGCGACCGCGUUUGUUGCGGCCGCGGCGGCGGAUCAGCGAUCUCAGAAGGUGUCGACGGAUGUGCAGCUGCAGCUCUAUGGGCUUUACAAGAUUGCCACCGAAGGUCCCUGUAGUGUGCCGCAACCCUCAGCGCUGAAAAUGACGGCUCGAGCGAAAUGGCAAGCAUGGCAAAAAUUGGGUGCUAUGACUCCUGAAGAUGCGAUGCAGAAGUACAUUGAUAUUGUUACAGAGCUAUAUCCCUCAUGGCUUGAUGGAGCUUCACUUUCGAGGGACAAAGGCAGUGAUGGUGACAGUGGCGGCUCUGGUUCAGAGUCUAAGGGACCAAUGGGACCAGUAUUCAGCAGCUUCGUGUUUGAAGAGGACUCUGGUAGUGACUUGAAAAUGGACGCCAUUCAUGGAUUUGCCAGAGAAGGGGAUGCGGUUAAUCUACUCAAGUGUGUUGAAAAUGGUGUUUCAGUGAAUGUCAAGGACAGUGAAGGUCGGACACCAUUACACUGGGCCGUGGAUCGUGGCCACCAAUUCAAAACAUUCCAAUUUAAGUACUUAACAUAUUUGAGCUAAUCUAUAUGCUUUAGAGUUUUAGAGGAAUGGAAACAGGAUGGAAGCUAGCUUGAAUGUUAAAUUAAGUGUUAUUCCUUAUUGCAAUAGUUGCUUAACUAACACUCAAAGUUUAGCAUGUGCAGUAGAAGACCGUUCUAUGCAUUUUUACUUAUUUCCCAAUUGCUGAAUUUGAAAAUUUGCUUAUAUUGUCGUGUGUUAUACUUUUAUAAGGAUAAUGAUGGACAAACACCACUGCAUUACGCCGUUGUCUGUGAGCGGGAAGCAAUAGCUGAGUAUUUAGUGAAGCAUAAUGCAGACACAAACUUGAAAGACAACGAUGGCAGUUCCUCACGUGACAUAUGUGAGUUUAACUGGCCUUGUAUGCAGCGCAUCUCGGAAGCAAAUUGAUUCCCAGCCUGUUUCAGAACUGCUUUUGGCUGUAUAUCUUGGCAAAACACAACCUUGGGAAAAUCUAUUCAUACACAAUGCACAUACUAUAUAACUCAAUUUUUCACUCCUUAGUCGUUGGGAUAGCUACCAUUUUCACUGUACUCCCCGGAUAUGCACCUACUAGGAAAAUGGUUUAAAUCAAGUAUAUUCUGAAGAUUUCUAGUUUCCUUUGCUCAGCUCCAAAUUUAUGGUCCAUUACAUUUGAAAUUUGAUCACACAAGAUGUAUACAAGAAAGACUAGCAUCGGUAUACUUUUUUUGAAAGAGAGCAUGCUUCAGGAAAUAGGUAGUGAGAAGGGAGAGGUUUAAGAGAUUUGAAGUGGAGGAGGAAAUGAAGAGAUUUAUAGAGUAUGGUUCAGGGAAAUAUGUAUAACUCUAACUUUUAUUCUUUUACCACUUUAUAGGAGAGAUAUGUUUGAGGAUUU
Arachis ipaensis is the source of this 1946-nucleotide messenger RNA. The record is from RefSeq and is a predicted model, not a curated record. NCBI's taxonomy places the organism in Eukaryota, Viridiplantae, Streptophyta, Magnoliopsida, Fabales, Fabaceae.